Molecule: messenger RNA, 666 nt
Organism: Cetraspora pellucida
Lineage: Eukaryota; Fungi; Glomeromycota; Glomeromycetes; Diversisporales; Gigasporaceae
Source: the annotation of a GenBank genome assembly
AUGGUCUCAGAAAUUGUGGUUACCCACUGUGACCGACUCUGCAGAUUUGCAUUUGACCUCAUUGAAUAUAUGUUCUCAUUACACUCUAUGAAACUCAUGGUUCUCUUCGACGAACCAAGUUCUGAUGAGCAUGUAUUAUCGCAAGAUAUCCUUGCAAUCAACACCAUCUUUAUCUGUCGAAUACAGAGAAGAAGAGCUAAAUACAAAAGCGAACGAAAACCAAUGGAAAAUAAAAACAAUAAAAACACGAAGCAAAAAAAAAUGAAAAAUCAAAACUACUGUGAAUUGAACGUUAUCAAUCAAAACAUAUCCGAAUCAUUCUCAGAAAAAGACAUUGAAGAGAUGGCUAGUUCUAAAAAUUUUGAAUGGAUAAAACUUCAUACACUUAACGAAAAACUUAAAUUAUACAUAGAUGUAAAAGAAGGAAAAGAUUUUAAUGAAAAAGAUAAAAAAUUACAGAGAUCAUGUGUAUGGGGAGAACGCAAAUUUCUUCGAACAGUUGUAUGGUUAGAAUUACGUGUUAAAGGUUUACAUGAUAAAGUACCUGCAAAUAUAAUUGAUGAAUGUAUUGAUGAAGCUUUGAUAGCUAGAAAAAAUAUAAUACAAAAAAAUUUAAAAGAAACUAAAAAAUCAUCAUUAUCAUUUAAAUCUAAGAACGAUUUAUGA